Quercus lobata is the source of this 1410-nucleotide messenger RNA. Its product is annotated as protein SYS1 homolog. The record is from RefSeq and is a predicted model, not a curated record. Gene Ontology annotation, cellular component: trans-Golgi network; Golgi membrane. Gene Ontology annotation, biological process: Golgi to plasma membrane protein transport; Golgi to endosome transport; protein localization to Golgi apparatus. Lineage: Eukaryota; Viridiplantae; Streptophyta; Magnoliopsida; Fagales; Fagaceae. Bases 597 to 1055 code for a protein of 152 amino acids. The transcript is spliced from 3 exons.
CGUACGGGGCUUCUGUAAUUUGUAGCUCAACGCAUGGUUUUCCAACAACAAGCGAAACUCAUCAACGAGAAAGAAACAACUCUUUCUCUCUCUCUCUCCAAACUCCAAAAAGCUCUAUUCUUUGUUCUCUCUCACUCAACGCAUCUCAAACGGUCAGCUUUUUACUUCUUCUUCUUUGUUUAGUCUUAAGGAAUUGGAUUGUAAUUCAAAUCUGAUUUUCAUUACAAUCUGUAAGAAAAACUAGGAUAUGCUUCAGCAACUGGUAUUAUAUAUUUUUUUCUGGGAAAAAGUUUUCAGAUUUAUAUAGGCUAGUUUCAGAUCCGAAUCCAUAAGACACAUGGGUUUGAGUAUAGGAGGAAGAUUGAGAACCUUAUUGGAAUUAGAUUGAUUUGGGUGUCGAAUUUUGUUAUUGAAGAACUGGGUUUUCUUUGGAAAGUAGUUUGGAGUUCAGAAUUAUGAGUUUAAAGUGUAUGUCUUUGAUUAUUUUGAGUUUUUGAGAAUUGGGUUUCAAGGAAUUGGGUUAAAAGGAGCAAAAUUUUGUGACUUUGGAGAUUUGGAGGGUGGUUUUGGGUGUCUGGGAAGAGGUUAUUGUAGUCAUGUUCUAUGGUACAGCGGCAUGGGAUCCUUGGCUUAUUGUUGCCCAAAUUCUUUGCCUUCAAUGCUUAUACUAUCUCUCUCUAGGAGUAUUCUUGACAUUUCUAGUCGGGACUCGAGUGUCUCGGAUGAGCCUUGUGUAUUUCUUUGAUUAUGCUGCUGUCACUACCUCUACCGUGACCGGUUGGUGUGUCAUUGCUUCGUUUUUGUUGAGUUCUCUUGCAGGAGCUGGCAUUAUGCUUCAUUUGAUUGAGAGGGCCAAAAAGUGCUUAGACUUUUCUGCCACAGUGUACAUCAUCCAUCUCUUUAUAUGCAUCAUAUAUGGAGGUUGGCCUUCUUCAAUAACAUGGUGGGUUCUGAAUGGCACUGGAGUUGCAGUGAUGGCUUUGCUAGGUGAAUAUCUGUGCAUUAGACGUGAACUGCGAGAGAUUCCCAUUACACGAUUCCGUUCAAAUGUUUGACUGAUACGGGAAACUGGACAGGCAAGCACAAAUUUUCAGUAAUGGCUGUAUCUUCAGUACUUUGGAGGAUCUCCUGGAUGAAGCUCAUGAAGUACCAAAUUUAAUCUGUGCUGAGAAAAAAAAAAAAAAAAAAAACCUUUACCUUUGGAUUCUUUCUUUUGCUGAUGGCUGUGACAGAAGAUGACCAAAGAAAUUUGAGAUGACGUUGAAAUGAUGGGAAGAAUGAGAAAUAUGAGACUAGGUAUGCAUAGCAUCACGAAAUGUUUAAUGUAUAAUUUUUAGGUAGUUUUGGAAAAAUGUGAUGAUUAUUGUGUGUCUGAUAUCAUUCCUGGUUUAAUGUAAUAUGCUUAGGUUA